This is a messenger RNA of Lachancea mirantina, 729 nucleotides long. The record is from the annotation of a GenBank genome assembly. NCBI's taxonomy places the organism in Eukaryota, Fungi, Ascomycota, Saccharomycetes, Saccharomycetales, Saccharomycetaceae.
AUGCUUCAAUUCAAGUUGCCAGGAAGCAGCAAACAUGCAAUGGAACGGUUUUUACUUCGUUUCCCGCGUUUUCCCCGGGUUUCUGCGACGUUGAAUCAUCGAAAUCUAACACAGAGACGAUUGGCACAUUAUGGUAGCACCGGAAAUCGUGACGAUGCUCCAGGGUUCAUGAAAAUCGCGAUUUUGGGUAUUGUGGGAACCGUGAUAUUCGUGCAAGCGGUGAAAUCGCUGGACAAGAAUCAGCCCAAGAAUUGGUACUCAGAAGAAGAGUUCGAGAACGUGGUGCAAGGAUUACGUAGAAGAGUGUCAAUUUUCAAACAAGGUGACCUAGAUUUGACGCUAAUAGCACCUGGAGUCUCGCAAGGUGUUGCUAGACCGGCCGCUGUGACCCAAGUGUUUGACGCAACCGAAAUUGUAGAUUUUUUCAGAAAAGAGCCCGACGGGAGAUACGUCGCUUUACUGGAGGAAUUGUCGACGAAGGAAGGAGAAACGCGAUAUAUUCGUUGUUUACCGAAAGGGAUGCUUGUCAUGCUUAUAGGGACGUUUUUGAAGUCGAAUUGCUGUCAAGGUGAUUCUGUUGUGAUCAUGAAUUGUCCCUUCGACGUCCAGGACGCAAUAAAAUUCGAAAACGAGGUCUCUGUCGUGACAAAAUUCGUGUGCAACAGCUCCGAAAAGGAUGCAGAGAUUGCCAAGUAUUACGAUACUGUUGGGAAGACAGAGUUGGUAUAG